Molecule: messenger RNA, 1514 nt
Organism: Aspergillus welwitschiae
Lineage: Eukaryota; Fungi; Ascomycota; Eurotiomycetes; Eurotiales; Aspergillaceae
Product: Rab geranylgeranyltransferase BET4
Exons: 4
Coding region: 325-1407 (360 amino acids)
Biological process (GO): protein geranylgeranylation
Cellular component (GO): Rab-protein geranylgeranyltransferase complex; cytoplasm
Molecular function (GO): Rab geranylgeranyltransferase activity
Source: RefSeq, a predicted model, not a curated record
GGAGACUUUAUCGAAGGGCUGCCAUGCUGUACAAGUAUAGCGAUAGCCAAUUGCAUGACAGAUGGAUCACUAGAAAACAGAUAACAUGGGAAUGUGUGAUGGACAACCUCGAGAAGACUUGGAGAAGUAUACAGGGCACGUGACUGGCUCUGGAUCGGGAAGGUGGCAGCGGCUUCCCCAUUCAGGCAACCGCAUCGACUCCUUCAAGUAUUCUUAUCGAUAAAGUGCGGCCUCCUCUCCUGACUUUGCCAGUUCCGCCCACUGUACAUUGUCCACUGUCCUCCUCGUUACGCGCGCAAUCUUAGAGAAGAAGCAUUUUUCGGCAUGGCAGCCCAUGGGAUUCCCCGCUACUCGCUCCAAGGCGAGCAGACCGAAGAAGGUCGGCAGAAAGAACUUCAGAAAAUCGAGAAAUAUCGCCAGCUUGAUCAAUCGGUCCGCGAGAAGAUCGCGGAACAACAAUAUACGCCAGAGACUCUAGAGAAAAUAGCCGAACUACUGACCAGCAACCCGGAGUACUAUACCGUUUGGAAUUAUCGGCGCCAGGUGUUGCGCAAUGAAUUCUCACGAGCAGCUUCAGCUGGCUCAAACGAAGCAGCUGCUGAGCAGAUUGCGACACUAAUCAAGAAUGACCUACUAUUCACGGUUCCCCUCCUGCGUAGCUUUCCCAAAUGCUACUGGAUAUGGAACUACCGUACUUGGCUGUUGGAUGAAGCCAAGCGUCUGCUUCCAGUACCUGCUGCGCAAAAAUUCUGGCAGGAGGAACUGGGACUGGUAGGGAAGAUGCUUACCCUAGACAGCAGAAACUUCCACGGCUGGGGUUACAGACGCUUUGUCGUAGAGACGCUGCGAGAGCUCAAAUCGGAGAAGCAGGAAGGGCAACAGAUGACGCAGACAGAGUACGAAUAUGCAAAGAAGAUGAUUGGCGCUAACCUCUCCAACUUCUCGGCCUGGCAUUAUCGCACGAAACUCAUUCAGCGCAUGUUGAACGAGAAAUCCGCUAGCGACGCGGAGCGAAAAGCGAUGCUUGACAAUGAAUUGGACUUGAUCCAUCGUGCCCUGUGUGACCCGUAUGACCAGUCAUUAUGGUUCUAUCAUCAAAACCUAAUGUGCGUCUUUGAUCCAUCCGUGGCGGACCAGACGCUGGCACCGCACUUGAGUGAUGCCGAACGCCUCGAUUAUCUGCGACAGGAAAUCGACGAGAUUCAAGAGAUGUUGGAUGGAGCUGAGGAUUGCAAGUAUAUUUACCAAGCAUUGAUCGAUUGUACGAUGUUGGCCUGGAAGGUGGAGGGAAAUGCGCCCAGUGGAGAGACGGAAAAGAAGGUCCAGCAUUGGCUGUCGGAAUUGAAGAAGCUGGACCCGCUGCGACUCCAACGGUGGCUGGAUUUGGAACACUCCCUCAGCCGCUGAGCCAGUCACCACCCCUUACCGAUGCGAUAUGUAUAGUAAUCUAUAGACGCCAUCUGCGGGGGGAAUGAUUUUUUGCUUUGUUUAAUGGAAGAUUUUCCGAUCUUCAA